Drosophila grimshawi is the source of this 2492-nucleotide messenger RNA. Its product is annotated as eukaryotic translation initiation factor 2 subunit 3. Gene Ontology annotation, cellular component: eukaryotic translation initiation factor 2 complex; cytosol; nucleus. The transcript is spliced from 3 exons. Bases 100 to 2040 code for a protein of 646 amino acids. The record is from RefSeq and is a predicted model, not a curated record. Lineage: Eukaryota; Metazoa; Arthropoda; Insecta; Diptera; Drosophilidae. Gene Ontology annotation, biological process: formation of translation preinitiation complex; positive regulation of translational fidelity. Gene Ontology annotation, molecular function: GTPase activity; GTP binding; histone H3K9 methyltransferase activity.
UACAACACGCGCGGACAACAUUUAAUGUCGAGGUGUAAAAGAGCUGGCCCAUUAAUUUUAUAAUUUUAUAUAAAAAGCGUUUUUAAAAAUAUUAAAAACAUGGCCACGGCUGAAGCUCAAGUCAAUGCGAACACAAAUUUGCAAAAGCAGGACCUUAGCAAUUUGGAAAUCAGCAAUCUGACGCCUCUGUCAGCGGAGGUGAUCUCGCGCCAGGCAACAAUCAACAUUGGCACAAUCGGUCAUGUAGCCCACGGCAAAUCCACCGUCGUCAAAGCCAUUUCUGGAGUGCAGACUGUCCGCUUUAAAAAUGAACUGGAACGAAAUAUUACAAUUAAACUCGAACGCUUAAGCGAAUCGAAAAUCCAAAAGCUUGUGCACUCCAAGCAGAAGCGCAUUGCCUACGAAAUGAAGCAGCGUCGACUGCUCAAAGGCCUUGCCCAGCGCAGGCAAAAACAGCAAAAGCAAUGCCAAGGAAGCAGCCGCAUGGACUUGUUGCCACAGCCGUCUUCUUCCCACAGCCAUUUAUUCGCACAUCACACAAGACCUAGGCGCAGUUGCAGCCAGAGCUCGCUCAGUCCCAGCCAGAGUAGCGGUUAUGGCAGUGUUUUGGGCUCGGACGAACACGAUGCUAUUCUGGGAUCACAACGCAUUCCAGCUGCCGGUGGUAUGCAAAAUAAUACUCUGAAGCGACGACGCAGUACCCGAUCUAUCCCCGAUAUACAAUUGCCCGUUCUGAAGAUCUCCAAAAACAAUGAGGGUGUGCCGAUCAAGAAGCCAAAAGGCGAGCACGUCGUGGAGCACAUUCAAUGCGUCGAAGUUGUGAAUUACGAGCCCGUUUUCUUUGUCAAGUGGUUGGGCUUUGACAGCAGCCUGAACACCUGGGAAGAUUUUGUUAAUCUCUCCGAUUGCGUUCAACUCGAGCAUUUUGUUGACCGCCAAACCCACUUUUAUAAAGUGUAUAUUGACGAAAUUGUGGGCAAGCUGGAGACACAAUUGGCCAAUAGUCCUCCACUUGAUUUAAGCAGCAUUAACCUCAAGCAGGAUGUGGAUAACUAUGAGCCCUUGCCCUUGCAUUUAGAUUUAAUACUGCUGGCCCAGUACGUUGCGGCUGGCAGUCGCAGUCAACGCGAACCGGAACGCAUUGGCAAGCGGGCACUGCGACGCCUUCAACUCCAACAUUGCCACCAUGCGCGUCGUAAGCAGCUGCUGCAGCUGGCUGAAUUCGAGAGCCGCAUGAACAGCAUCGAGAUGCCAGCACCGCCCAUUCGUGUGCGCAACGAUGUUGAUCUGGACACCAUCGAUGCAAGUUUCGUCUACAUACAAAAGAACAUAUUGGGCGCUCUGGUGCCACGGCCUGGGCCGCCCAUUGUCGGCUGCACUUGUUCAGUAGAGUGCAACUGCAGGAGUAGCUGCUGUUCCCGUCUCGCCGGCGAGCUGUUUGCUUACGAUCGGACAACGCGACGCUUGCGUCUACCUCAGGGCAGUGCCAUAUAUGAGUGCAAUGCUCGCUGUAAAUGUGAUGCCAGCUGCACAAAUCGAUUAGUGCAACACGGACGCAAGCAUCCGCUGGAAUUGUUCAAGACGAGCAACGGAAGGGGCUGGGGUGUACGCACACCCCAGCUGCUGCGCAAGGGCGAGUUUGUGUGCGAAUAUGUUGGCGAGAUCAUCACCACCGAUGAGGCGAAUGAGCGCGGCAAGGUCUACGACGAUAGGGGACGCACGUAUCUCUUUGAUCUGGAUUACAAUGCGACUGCGGAGAGUGAAUAUACCAUUGAUGCGGCUAAUUAUGGCAACGUUUCGCACUUUAUCAAUCAUUCGUGCAAUCCCAAUUUGGCUGUGUUUCCCUGCUGGAUUGAGCAUCUGAACGUUGCACUGCCGCAUUUAGUAUUCUUUACGCUGCGCCAAAUUAAACCUGGCGAGGAGCUCAGCUUUGAUUACAUACGCGCUGAUAGCGACAAUGUACCCUAUGAGAAUCUAUCGACAGCAGCCCGCGUUGAAUGUCGCUGUGGCGUCGACAAUUGCCGCAAGGUGCUCUUCUAGACGACGUCACACAAGCAAUGUCAUAAUCGUUUAUCGCAUGUGUGUUCAAUAUUAAUUAAAAUGCUGAAUUAUAGUUAGACUCUUAACCGAUAAUAAACUUGACCCAACUUGAACAACAGACAAAGAAUAAAUAAAACAUUGAACAAAAUAUGUUCUGUUUAUUGUUAAUUAUAGAAUUCCUAAAAAUUUUUGCAACGGAGAAAAGCAAGUUUUGUGUAUCUGUGUAUUAUCUCUUAUCGUUUUAUAGUUUUCCUUUUUUUUUGCCAAAGUAUUAUACAUUUGAAUUAAGAGCUUAUUGAAAUUGCUCUCUGCAUUUCAUUGAAUUUUAAAUUUGUCCCAUUAUGUUUGAUUGCAUAUAAUUAUAUGAAUAUUUAUAUGUGUAUGCUCUAUAUGUAAAUUGUGUAUUUAUAAUGUCCAAUUUAUGUCGAUUAUAAAAUAAAUAAAAAUAUUGC